GAUUUUUUAUAUACUGCUACCGAGGCCUAUACCUCCACUAUCGAUACUAAUCGGGGUUUCCGGGACGUUGUCCUCGAGGUAUUCGUAGUACACGAGGACCUAUUAGAUGAUAAUAAAGCCAAGACAACCAUUAAGAGCCUAGGCUCGCUUCCCUAUGAUCUCCUAUUAUACUUACAUCGGGAAGGAAAGUUCCAGUGUUAG
Colletotrichum tamarilloi is the source of this 201-nucleotide messenger RNA. RefSeq lists its product as uncharacterized. Lineage: Eukaryota; Fungi; Ascomycota; Sordariomycetes; Glomerellales; Glomerellaceae. The record is from RefSeq and is a predicted model, not a curated record. The transcript has a single exon. The annotation marks the transcript as partial.